This is a messenger RNA of Aspergillus pseudonomiae, 1668 nucleotides long. It is a transcript of the gene pex26, whose product is annotated as protein pex26. The transcript is spliced from 2 exons. The record is from RefSeq and is a predicted model, not a curated record. Bases 158 to 1474 code for a protein of 438 amino acids. NCBI's taxonomy places the organism in Eukaryota, Fungi, Ascomycota, Eurotiomycetes, Eurotiales, Aspergillaceae.
AAGACACGUCCUCCUGUUAGCUGCAUCCCAACCACCCCUGAGAUACAAUUGAGCGUGAAUUGUGCCUUUAAAUCUUCACUGCAUAUAUUGUAACCACUACGCGAACCACAUACCCCCACAUUAAUCAUCUAUCGCAUCCUCCGCUGGCGGUGAAACAAUGGCCGCCGAGGAUUCCAUGUCGGCGUCGCAGUCGCAACUCUCGACCUCCGCAUCGUCCCUUUCACCUUCGAAGAUCUGCUCAAAAACCUACAAGAAAGCUUCUCAGCUCUUUUUAACUCGUCGCCUACAAGAAACUCUAGUCACUCUUGAACCCAUUCUUGUACCCAGUCCGGCAAAUGACGACCAAUAUGCCAACGGUAACGAGUCCCUACCACCGAUUGCUAUGGCUCAAGCUUCGGUGAGGAUCAAAGUUUGGAAUUUAUACAUCACACUGCUGAGCGCGAUACUUGACUUGGGACCCGAGGAAGGAAAAGCAACGUUCGGCCAGAAAGAGUGGAAGGCUAUUUCCACCAAAGUGCGCGAGGGCGAAAUAUGGGAGACAGUUGUUCAAACGGGUUAUAAAGGCCGCGAGGGCUCAGUUGAUGCCGAGGUCGUAUAUAAUUUAGCGACAUUGUUAUUGAAUCAUUCUCCUUCCCAGCAACUCAAUCAGCAACGACUCGAGCACUACCUUUCAUCAUAUGGUCAACCAAACCUGGACAUUGCCGAGCAUUUGCAGAAUUCUCCCAAUCAACAAUCUAAGGCCCGAGUUAACGGCGGCACCGACACGCCGAGAGAUUUGACGUCUCGGGUUAGGAUAAUUGAGCUUUUUACCCUCCAUGUUCUUCCUAGGAACGAAGAAUGGGACUAUGCGAGCGAAUUCAUCAACUUUAGCGAGGUCCUCGAUGAAGAGCGAAAAGAGAUGUUCUUGCAAACUCUCGAUGGGCUUAAGGAAGAAAGGGAGCAGGGCGAACUGCGCGCUGCAGCGCUUCAGCGGGAGAAGGACGCCCAGCUAGAGAGAGAAAUACAGGAAGCGGAACGCCAAAGGGCAGAGGAAGAGGCCGCUGCGGCUCAGCACGCUCAAAAGGGACAUGCGCGUGAUAACAGUGAGGUGGACUACGGCAUUGAGAAGACCAACACGAACAAAAGUGCCAAGGGCAGAGGGAAGGGCGAGAAGCAAUCUGGUAGUAAGGCAAGUACGUCAGCCAAUCGAACUGCUUUUUCGCCCACUGGUUCGAAGAAGAGACCGGAGAAGCCUGUAUCCCGGCCCGGACAAACGCGAGCUUUGGCAAACGUACUACGCAACCUGUUGCGAUAUAUCUCGAGGACGGUCGCCGGUAACCCAAUGUCGUUCGCCCGGACGCUGCUGUUCCUGCUGGGGAUCUUGGUGGCACUAAGCAGGCAAGGCGUGCGGGAACGUCUCCGGAGAAUCACCGGAGCUGGAUGGCAAAAAGUCAAGGGAACCGUCGGAAUGGGUGUGAAAGUGAGCUACAUUUAGGUUCACAUUUUUAGUUUCUUUUAUUACCCAUAGUCGCUGCCUUACAGGCUAAACAUGGGUGUUCAUGCGGGCGUCUGGUGGAAACCUAGACUGGAUUUUUCCGCCGAUGUUAUAUAGGAUUGUUUCUUUUCCUUUGUAAAUUUACCUACAAGACUUACGUGCGCUUCAGAAAGUACUUUUAGGACAAUAGUCAC